AUGAGACGCUGGCUAUCGUCAAGACGGCAUCCAACUAAGAGCGCCUGCCUUGUAUGCAGAAGCGCCAAGACCAAGUGCGAUGAAACAAGACCUUGCACGAGAUGUGUCAACAAAGGGCUGACAUGCUCUGAACUCCCUCCCUCGGAAGGUGGAUUCGACGAGUCCUCCGAGAAGCCUGAGAAAAAGUCGACACGAUCGCGUGGCUCCAAGUUGAUGAGGAGGAUCGAGAUAGCAGAGAUAUGGGAAAGGGAAGCAAGCUCUCUACUCGACGAGGCCUUGAGGCACGUUCUUUCUGAGUUUGAUUGA
Guillardia theta CCMP2712 is the source of this 306-nucleotide messenger RNA. RefSeq lists its product as hypothetical. Gene Ontology annotation, molecular function: zinc ion binding; DNA-binding transcription factor activity, RNA polymerase II-specific. The record is from RefSeq and is a predicted model, not a curated record. Gene Ontology annotation, biological process: regulation of DNA-templated transcription. Lineage: Eukaryota; Cryptophyceae; Pyrenomonadales; Geminigeraceae. The transcript has a single exon. Bases 1 to 306 code for a protein of 101 amino acids.